AUGGCAACAAAAGUGGACAAAUAUUCUGUUCUUCACAGAAAGAAAACAAAAAGUGUGACAUCGGACAUUGAAUUCAAAAAGUUAACUAAGCCGUUCAGCUACCCUGGGAAGAGUCAGCCAUCUAAUGGAACUGUGCAGUCCUUGAGCCAAAAGCAAGCACACAGUAAAACAUGCAUCAGACAACAACAGGCUCAAGUCAGUGGAGCUAAGCAAAACAGGCCUGCAAUUAUCAGAGACGGCAGUAACUUACAUUUCAGUCAGAAAUCUGUGAGGAAGAUGACCUCAGAAAGUAAGCAUGACAAGGUUCAAAUGUCUGCAAGUGCCAGAAAGAAGCAGGAUGGUGCCUCUAACUGGAUGAAAUUGUGUGCAACCUUAAAUAUUGAUGGUGCCAAGAGGAAAACCAAAACCUUGAAAAGAGCAUUAUCAAAUGAUGUCGCUGAGCAGGGAGAACACUCUGAGGUUAAAAGAACUAAACUUGGGGUGUGGUUUGACAAUGUUGACAAGAUCCUCAUUGAAACAGAACCAACAGAACAAAGUAGGGUGGGUACAGGCGGAGACAUUGACGGCAAACAAAUAACUGAUCCACUGGUGAAGCCCGGCUCUUUUAAAGGUCUCACAAACUGUGUGGCUAUGGACUGUGAGAUGGUGGGGUUUGGCCCCAAGGGAGAGGAGAGUAUCCUGGCUCGUGUUUCUGUGGUCAACCACUUUGGUGUUUGCUUGUAUGAUAAAUUUGUGCAGCCUCGGGAGAAGGUCACGGACUAUCGAACUCAUGUCAGUGGUGUGACAGCCCAGCUUUUGUCUACAGGUGAAGAAUUCACAAAAGUCCAAUCGGAAGUGAGUGGUCUGAUUAAAGACAGGAUUCUGGUUGGACAUGCAGUACACAAUGAUUUGAAGGUUCUCUUCCUGACACAUCCUCACAGAAUGAUUCGAGACACAAGUCUCUACAAGCCGUUUCGUGAGCUGUUCAAAGGCAGGUUGCCUUCACUGAAAAAACUCACUGACAAAGUUCUUGGUGUGUCUGUCCAGGAGGGGCAGCAUAGCUCAGUGCAAGAUGCCCAAGCUACCAUGAGACUCUACACCAUGUACAGGCAGAAAUGGGAGAAGCAACUCCGGCAGGACAGGAAACUGGGCAGAAACAGAAAGAGGAAGAAGAAACAAGCUAAAGAAGAGAAUGUGUGA
Messenger RNA from Candidula unifasciata, 1179 nucleotides. Lineage: Eukaryota; Metazoa; Mollusca; Gastropoda; Stylommatophora; Geomitridae. The record is from the annotation of a GenBank genome assembly.